AUGAUGAACUUUCUGGAGCUGGAAACUGUUUCCUUGCUUGUCACAGUGGUAACAUCUGUGUUAUCUGUUCUACUGCUAAUAGCCGUUUCCCGGCAACUAUGGACCCUUCGGUGGACCAUCACACGGGAUAGGGAAAGCAACCUACCCCUCCCAAAAGGCUCCAUGGGGUGGCCACUUGUUGGGGAAACAUUUCACUGGCUGUUUCAGGGUCCCAACUUUCAUGUCAGCAGGAGAGAGAAGUAUGGAAACGUUUUCAAAACUCAUCUACUAGGGAAACCUGUGAUCCGUGUCACCGGAGCGGAAAACGUCCGUAAAAUACUGCUGGGAGAGCACCACUUGGUGUGCACUCAAUGGCCUCAGAGCACGCGCAUUAUCUUGGGGCCCAACACAUUAGCAAACUCCAUCGGGGACGUUCAUAAGAAAAAACGUAAAAUCCUGGCUAAGGCUUUCAGUCGUCAGGCUUUGGAGACCUAUGUUCCCCGCCUGCAAGAUGUGGUUAAGAGGGAGGUUGGACAAUGGUGCUCAGAGUCAGGCCCCACUAAUGUCUAUGCUGCGACUAAAGUACUCACUUUUCGCAUUGCUGUCCAGGUGCUUUUGGGGCUUAAUAUAGAGGAGACUCAAAUCAAUUACCUCGCCAGUAUAUUUGAACAACUUAUGAACAACCUCUUCUCAUUACCCAUUGACGUAUCCUUCAGUGGCCUCCGUAAAGGAAUAAAAGCUAGGGAAAUACUGCACUCAUUCAUGGAGAAAAUGAUCGAGGAGAAGUUGCAAAGGCCAUCAGAGGGUUUUAACGAUGCAUUCGAUUAUAUUCUAAGCAGCGCCAAGGAAAACAACCACGACUUAACUGUUCAAGAGUUGAAGGAAACUGCUGUGGAACUGAUAUUUGCUGCGCAUUCCACCACCGCAAGCGCAUCUACGUCACUCAUCCUGCUGUUGCUUUUGCAUCCUUCCGUUGCGCAGAGAGCCAGGGUAGAGAUUAAGGAUUUAGAACUCUCAGGUACCAGGUGUGAUCAGCUCUACAACGCUGGGACCCGACGUAACUCUGUGAAUCAGUGUGAUCUACGUGAAAAUACGGGGGGAGAGAGAAUAACAGAAUCCACGACAUUAACACAUGAAACAAGAAACUCAAAGAAUGUCACGGAGGAGGAGUCAAAAUAUCAUCUGCCUCAUCUAACUUUAGAGAGGCUUAGUGCGAUGCGAUACCUCGACUGUGUCGUGAAGGAGGUGCUAAGAUACUUUCCUCCAGUAUCUGGCGGCUACAGGACUGUGCUGAAGACAUUUGAGCUAGACGGUUGUCAGAUUCCAAAGGGAUGGAGCGUGCUUUACAGCAUCCGGGAUACCCAUGAGACGGCUCCAGUUUACCAGUGCCCGGGCACGUUUGAUCCAGACCGCUUUGCAGCAAAGAGAGAUGAGAGCAAAACCGGUCGUUUCAAUUACAUUCCAUUUGGUGGUGGCAUAAGGAACUGCAUUGGCAAAGAACUGGCCAAGAUUAUCAUAAAAACCCUUGCUGUUGAAUUGCUCGCAACCACUGAAUGGAGAAUUGCCACACAAACCAUUCCAAAGAUGCAAACAGUGCCAGUUGUGCACCCGGCCAGUGGACUCUAUGUUAACUUCAAUUACACAGACUCUUGGGGAAAGGAGCAUUGUGUACAUACUUAG
Chanos chanos (milkfish) is the source of this 1659-nucleotide messenger RNA. Its product is annotated as cytochrome P450 26B1-like. The record is from RefSeq and is a predicted model, not a curated record. The transcript is spliced from 6 exons. Gene Ontology annotation, biological process: sterol metabolic process. Bases 1 to 1659 code for a protein of 552 amino acids. Lineage: Eukaryota; Metazoa; Chordata; Actinopteri; Gonorynchiformes; Chanidae. Gene Ontology annotation, molecular function: heme binding; iron ion binding; oxidoreductase activity, acting on paired donors, with incorporation or reduction of molecular oxygen.